CAUCAUUUGAUUUGGAACCGACGACAUCGUCGUAUGUAACCGCCGCGCGCGCGCCACCGUAAUCAUCGCCGUCGCCGUCGUCGUCGACGUCCUCUUCUACUGUCCGCCACCGCGUCCACCGCCGCCGCCGCCGCCGUCCUCUUCUCACCACUUACAAUACGACGUGUAUGAAACUAUAUUGCCGAACAUAUUAUUAUUAUUAUUAUUAUUAUUAUUAUAUCAUCAUCAGUGUUGUACCUAUUUACGGAUGUAAAAUUAUUAUUAUCUGUAUUAGACAAUUUUACGUACGGGCCGGUUUUUGCUAUUGAAGUCGACUCCCCUCGUUUUCCGCGGACGUUUUCCUCACUUGAUUUCGCUCUGGUUGGGCCACACACGUAUUGGACCUGUAGCGUCAUCAGCAGCAAAAUACUACGACAAAUAACAACUACAUUGCAAUAUACCUAACCGGUAUAUCWACCACCAAACGUUUUUCGCACAUAUCGCGUGAUUAAAGUCGCCUUGCGAUUGCAGCAGUUGCAUCGUCCGCAGUAUCGUAAAUAUAUAGUACGUCAUUGUAUCGUCGUUGAUACGCACGUGCACGCCGCCCGAUGAGAUAACGGUACGUGAUAGCACGCCGCAUCGUCAUGGACUACUCAUAUCUGAACCAAGCCAACUUCGACGGUCUGACCGGCACCACCACGGCCGCGUCCAACAUGGACCACGCGGCCAUGGGAUACGGCGACCUGACCGCGUGUGGCCAGAUGACGCACGCCGCAUAUCGGUUCGGUCCCACUGCGUCCAUGGCCGCCCGGUCGUACAAUACGGCCAUGGGCCAUCACCUGUCGGCCGCCGCGGCAGCAGCGGCCGCCGCGUCCGGCAACGGACACAACGGCACCGGCGUAACAUCUGCCGCUGCCGCCGCAGCCGCAGCAGCCGCCCGUGGACACCACCACGGACAUCACCAGGACCAUCACCCAGGGCGGCCGACCAUGUUCUCGUCCGCAAUGAACUUGCCAGGUGGGUUAGCAGCAUAUAAAAGUCUUCCGUAUACCACUCAUGACAGUAUUCUUACGGAAAAAAGAAAACAAAGGAGAAUACGGACUACUUUUACUUCAGCACAGCUGAAGGAAUUGGAAAGAGCUUUUCAGGAAACACAUUAUCCUGAUAUAUAUACCAGAGAAGAGAUCGCCAAACACAUAGAGCUUACCGAGGCCAGAGUUCAAGUGUGGUUUCAAAAUCGUCGGGCAAAAUUCCGAAAACAGGAAAGGCUGGCUCAGCAAAAAUCGUCGCAAUCCAGCAGCAGUAGCACGGUAGACGCGACUAGCAUAAAAACCGAGCCUAAACAAUGCGGUCAAUCAAAAGACGGCAAGCCUGGAACACCGUCCACACCGGGCAGCAUAUCUUCGAACAACGGUUCUUCGGAUAUGAAAUCAGUCAACGGAUCAGCAAUAAAAAUAAUUUGGUGUGGUGGGAGUUUGAGACUUUGCCACUCUGAGGUAAUACCAGAUAAACGUGAGAUGACACAUACGUCUGGAUAUGUUGAUAAAGCAUAUUUUGUAUGGUGCAUCAUAACAAAUGUGUGGUUUCAAAAUCGUCGGGCAAAAUUCCGAAAACAGGAAAGGCUGGCUCAGCAAAAAUCGUCGCAAUCCAGCAGCAGUAGCACGGUAGACGCGACUAGCAUAAAAACCGAGCCUAAACAAUGCGGUCAAUCAAAAGACGGCAAGCCUGGAACACCGUCCACACCGGGCAGCAUAUCUUCGAACAACGGUUCUUCGGAUAUGAAAUCAGUCAACGGAUCAGCGAUAAAAAUGUCGGAGCAGUCGGAAGGGGUGAACAACAACAAAUGGCUGUUGGGCCAGGGCCAGAAUUACACGCAGCUCCAUCACCAGCUUCAGCAACAGUGCGGUGGAGGCACUGGCGGCGGUGGYGGUGGAGGCGGUGGCGGUGGUGGAGGAGGCGGAAACGGUUCACCGGGAAACAAUUCGCCGGCUCACAAGAUGAACGGUGGCGGUGGCGGCACACACAAUCACAAUCACCACCAUCACCACCACUCACCGACGUCGCAUCACCAACAAUUCGCACACCACCCGUUCAGCCUGUUGGGCGCUGCUGGUCCGGCCGGCUACCUGCUCGGUUCCGACUCGCUCAAGGUUACCGGCGGCGGUGCAGGCGGUGGACCAGCCGGAUCCAAUCACGUUUUGUUCUGAACUGCGCUACAUUGAACCGCGGGCAAACUUGGUUACUACAAUUACAAUAAUAUUAGGUAUAAUAUUAUUAARCCAUAACAAUAAAAAAUAGAUACAAAAGCAUUAGUAUACACURAAAMUUCAGAACACUUCUCCGCCACAAUAGCGGUGCCCACAYAUACACAUGACGUACGAUUAUCAACAAUCGCAUUUCACCAUUUUGUACAUAAUAAUAUUAUUAUAAAUCAUAUAAUAUGCGAAAAUCAUUUAUAUAUUGUAUACAGUGUUGUUAAUAGAUAAUGUAAGCAAAGUAUUGUCUUACGCGUUGGGAAGAUUUAUACCAUAAAUUUUAUUUUAUUGUAAACUUUUAUUUUUAUCUUUUUAAUUUAUAUUUUGUUUUCCUCUCAUCGAAUAUGAUAAUUUUUCAAGUAAGUGUUAAUAGUAUAUGAUAUGUUGAGAUUCAUUAUAGGUAAUUAUAUCCCUAUAAAUAAUAUAUAAUAGCAGGAAAGAGUAUAGGCGCAUACAACAUCAAAAACCGUCAUAAGUCAUCGCGUGAUGUUAUUAUACAAUUGUAUAGCUUUUUUUUUCAAAUUAGAACCGACAACAGAGGAGGAUCUGUUUGCACAAUACUACUCCUCUGCUGCCAACAGUUGUAUAGCUUAUAAGUUUAUGCUAUACUAUCGUAUCCGUCGCUGUAGUGGGCGAUGUCCGAGAUGUUGCCCGGAAGUGGAUCUAUGAACGGUUGUCUUGUAGCCCACCCAUCCAUUUCGAAUAUCUUUGUGUUGCUGAAGAGAGGUGAUGGUCGUCGGUUUUGACAGAAAUCGCGCGCACRAUAAUAUCCGAAAAUAUUAACACCCUCCAUAGUCCAUCGCAUACUUUCACACGUGUCCAUAUUUAUUAAUUUAUUAUGGUUUGUUUGUAGCCCGACAGUUUUCGGUCGGUAUUGUGCAACGCGACAACCAUUUAUACUAUAUGUGUGUGUAUCUAUGUAUUAUAGAUAUAUAUAGGUAUAUAAUAUAUUAUAUGGACACGGGGCGGGUACCUUACGGCCAACCCCAAAAAGUAUAUAUAAACACGCCCCUCGAAUUUCCUGUUAUGUUUAAGUGUAGGAGAAAACGACGCACAUCAAAGUGCACUUCGAUGGUCGAUAAUACUACACCACC
This is a messenger RNA of Diuraphis noxia (Russian wheat aphid), 3328 nucleotides long. RefSeq lists its product as uncharacterized. Gene Ontology annotation, biological process: regulation of transcription by RNA polymerase II. Lineage: Eukaryota; Metazoa; Arthropoda; Insecta; Hemiptera; Aphididae. The record is from RefSeq and is a predicted model, not a curated record. Gene Ontology annotation, molecular function: RNA polymerase II transcription regulatory region sequence-specific DNA binding; DNA-binding transcription factor activity, RNA polymerase II-specific.